AUGGGGAGGAGUAAAGACGGCACUGAGAUCCUGGUGCACAUCACUGCACCAAGUGCCGCAGCAGACGAUGUCAAAUACCGAGCGCUUGCCCAGGCCUACCUAGACUUCGAGCCAGAGCGGACCGUCCCUCUUCCCCAGGGCUCUACUUCGAAUUCCAGGGCUGUCCCUUCCGACAAUAAGUUCAUCUCCCCGCAAGCAUCAUUCGGAAGCGUAUGGGAUAAUAUCGGCUCACCCCGCCUGGCACGAGCAAUCCAGCCGUCAGCAGAGUUGCCAGGCAUACAACCCUCUGUGCCUGCUGUAUCAUCUCAACUCGAUGAUGACACCCAACACUCGUGGGUUGCCCCCCCGAGCGAAAUUCCGGAUUCUAUGCCGGAUAAUGAUAUCAGAGCGCCUGCCUUCAACACGCCCACAAGGAUACUGAAUUACUUCCUCCAAUCCACCGAGCCGCCCUUGCUCUCAUCUGGUGGACGUUCUAGCGAGGCAGUCGAGGUUGGGAGAAACGCCGUCCACAGCACACCCUCACAUGCAGCUGAUUUAGACAGCUUGCUGGGCUGUGAGUCGGCGCUUGAUUCGAGUCCAUCUACUCGACGGCCACGCAGCCGGGCGCCUCAGAGCCCAGGUCCUGUCAAGACUGUGCUUAGUGUCCAAGAGGUUACAGAGGCUUGUGCCGCGGACCAUGGGCUCCAAUGCCCUGCUCUGGCUGAUAAGCCAGAGGCUCAACAGGCAGCGAAAGCUGACACUCUGAGCGGGAAGCAGCUUGCUGUUCUGCUUGCCACCAGUGAUUGGGCCCACGAAACCCAGCUGGUCUCACACGAACCAGCCGCAGCGAACAACCGCCUGGGGCCUAGGGCUCCCCAGCACUUGGAGAAACUGGCGACGAGCAUGCAGAUGGAUAAGAAGUACAGGCCGGAAUUCCAGGCCCGGGAAAUGCGCCCCUUUGAGAGGGGUUACUGGCUUAUGGGGCUGGACGGCUGGGAAUUCGAGGAAAAGGUCAAGGCGUGGGGCUUCCUCGGGAAUUUUAUCCGCCGGGACAGCAAGGCAGGAUGGGGCACCAGGGCAUGUCGCGACGAGUCGUGGGGCUGGAUCAGGCUCUAUGGCUGGGAGCACAUCGCCGCGGAGCUCUACACCCUCCUGUAUGUGGCCAGCUACAGGAAGCUCAAGUUCGUGGAGACCAAGUUCUACGGCGCGGCCGGGGACGUCUUAAUCGUGGUUGGCCCUAGAGGGACUCGAUCAAAGUCCGGUUGA
Messenger RNA from Diaporthe batatas, 1245 nucleotides. RefSeq lists its product as uncharacterized. The transcript has a single exon. The coding region runs from base 1 to 1245 and encodes 414 amino acids. The record is from RefSeq and is a predicted model, not a curated record. NCBI's taxonomy places the organism in Eukaryota, Fungi, Ascomycota, Sordariomycetes, Diaporthales, Diaporthaceae.